This is a messenger RNA of Sphaerodactylus townsendi, 3621 nucleotides long. It is a transcript of the gene CCDC25, whose product is annotated as coiled-coil domain containing 25. The transcript has 9 exons. The record is from RefSeq and is a predicted model, not a curated record. The coding region runs from base 105 to 728 and encodes 207 amino acids. Lineage: Eukaryota; Metazoa; Chordata; Lepidosauria; Squamata; Sphaerodactylidae.
CGUCACGUCCGAAACGUCAUCUGAAACCGGAAGUGGUUCUCUGCGAGUUGCCGUUGGUAUCUUACGAGUGUUUUUGGCGAAAAGAAAUACUUGGGGCUGUUGCCAUGGUGUUUUACUUCACGUCCAGUGUUGUCCCCUCUGCUUACACCAUUUACAUGGGAAAAGAUAAAUAUGAAAAUGAAGACCUAAUAAAGUAUGGCUGGCCAGAAGACGUUUGGUUCCAUGUGGACAAGCUCUCCUCCGCUCAUGUCUACCUCAGGCUACACAAGGGGCAAACAAUGGAUGACAUUCCAAAAGAGGUUUUGAUAGAUUGUGCGCACUUGGUGAAGGCCAACAGCAUUCAAGGUUGCAAAAUGAACAAUGUCAAUGUUGUGUACACCCCAUGGACUAAUCUAAAGAAAACAGCAGACAUGGAUGUGGGCCAGAUCGGGUUCCACAGACUAAAGGACGUGAAGAUGGUGACAGUGGAGAAGAAGGUGAACGAAAUCUUGAAUCGACUGGAGAAGACCAAAACGGAGCAAUUCCCAGACUUGGCUGCAGAGAAGGAGGCCCGUGACCGGGAGGAGAGGAAUGAGAAGAAGGCCCAGAUCCAGGAGAUGAAGCAGAAAGAGAAGGAGGAGAUGAAAAAGAAAAAAGAGAUGGAGGAGCUCAGGAAUUACUCUUCCUUAAUGAAGGCUGAAAACAUGUCCUCGAAUCAGGAUGGUAAUGACUCGGAUGACUUCAUGUAAACCAAGGCGCUUACCUUCCAGAAGAUGAAGAUGGACUUUGAUAUUAUACUUCUUUAAUGCUGAUGGCAAAAACAAGCCAGUGAACCUUGGGCGUCUCCGCACUUGUUUGCCUGUUGGCCUCGCCUGGGAGGAGGUGGGCUAAUCCUCCUCGAGUGAGCGUCCGCUGGGAUGCUCUGAGAACGUGAGCUCUGUCUUGUAAGCCACUGGUGACGUGUGUAUUAUCUGGGGGAUGGGAACGUGGAGGCUGCUUUUGAAAGCUGUUGAGUCGGGCUCUUCUGCCGUAAGCCUCCGUUGGGAACUAAUCAACUUGAUAAGUUUUGCCGUUGAAACUGCUGACCUUAGGACAUCGUCAUCCUCAUCUUGGAGAGAAGGAGGAUCCCUGUUUUUUUUUUGUUUUUUUUUUUGCAAAUGUUAGAAUGCACCAGAAUUUUGCCAUCCCUCUAAACUCUAUAGGGAUAUGGCCUUGGCACAGCUGCGUUUCCACACUGUAAAAACGCUUGCCUGGAUCCUUUGUACAUCAAUGCCACAACCUCCCCCUUGGCACUGGUUCAGCCCUCCUCAUCCAGAUCCAAGCUUGUUAUAACCCCGUCGUUGGGGCAGAGUGCAGAACAACAGCAGCUAGAGUAGCAGAUGGCUCUGGCAAGUAAGCCAGUCCUGAAACUGUUGUUCACUCAGCCUGCGUAGCCGUUGUGUAGCUUUUGCCUCAAGCAGUCUGCGAAGCCUGGUAUCGCUGUUAGCUUGGUUUGAGAUAAAGCAGCAUGUGCCUGACGUGUCUGGCUAAGUCUCCUUUGUCAUUCUCCCCAAUCCCAAUCAUCAUUCUGGUGCCAUAAUGUUCCAGAACCAUACCCAGAGAACAGGAGCUCUUCCCUCAACCCACUCUCCCCACUUUCCUGUUCGUUGUGAUAGCUACACUCAGUAAAUGCUCUCUGUAAAGUUACCUGCCACAGCAUGCCUUAGGCCCGGCUAUUGCCUACACGUACAGUGUAACGAGGAGGGGUCAGAGGAGAUGGAAUGAACUUUGCCGCUUCAGACUGCAGGUGAAGGAUUAUAUUGCUUAUGGGUCCUCCACAGUAACCAUUCUUUGUAAGUGGAACAAUAGUACAGCGUACAAAAGGCUGGGCUAGUCUCAGGGAGAGAUAGCCCAGCCUCACUUUUCGAAUGCUGUGCCAGUUUGCCAUCCUCAGGGAAUUAAUGUGGAGGAACUGUGAACAAUUUAGACCUUUCUUACAGUCUGAAGUGAUACGUUCUGUUCAACCGUCUGAUUCUGCUACACGUGUUAAACCAGAUCUUAGUGUGUCUUUCCUCACCUUAAAAACUAUUGUUGUGGGGUUUUUUUAGUGUAACUGGGCAUUCUCUUUUGAGUUUUCUCAUCCCCCCCCUCCCCCGAUGGAAUGAAUAAAAGAAGUGGGUCUUUCAGUAGGAAGGCCUCUACCUCAGAUGAGCAUGAUGGCUGCUUGGUUUGUCUUGGCAACAAACUCAUGGGGGACUCCUGCCUGUGUUGUUUAAACAAUGCCAGGCAAGCAUUAUUUUAGCAUUUUUUAAUUUAUGUUAUUUAUAACCUGCCUUUCUCACUUGGACUCAAGGCAGACUACACAGAGUGAGUCAAUACAGUGGACUGGAUGGGACAUUCAGUGAACAUUGCAAAAGGAAUUAGGACUGUAGAACCAACCAGAAGUCUAAAAACAGAACUGAAGCAAGGUUGAGUACUAACAUGACACAUCAGAUGCGGCAAAAAAAAUUGCAUCGUAAGAGCCUAGCUUCAGCAGGUUCCACCCAGCAGUAUAGACCCCAGUCCCUAAUAAUUUAUUCAAGCAACUUCAUGAAACAUUUAGUAUGAUGCACGUUUCAGUUGUCCUUCUAAGCUUUGAUUGCCAUUUGCUUUGGGAUGGAAAGUGCAGGUUGCUGUUAUUUCUGAUCAGUUUAUGCAGUGCUGAAGAAACCUGGCCUGGAUUCCAUACCUCUGGUCUGCAUAUGGAGGCACUUUCUUCCAGCUCAAGGGACACUGGGUUGGGGGAAGUUUAUGAACUGGGGUGAAGUGCUCCUGGCUGUGGAUUAGAUCUGUGGCAUCCAUCCCCUGUUCAUUCAGUCCCAGUAGUCCCAGCGUCAUAUACUGCAGAGAAGAGAUUGGGGUGAGACCUCAGCCCUUUCCAGUUUUCAUAAUCCUUGCAGGUCUGGUUCUUAAACCACUCUCAAAGAAGCUUUCGAAACAGCCCAACGAUCUGGAUCAAAACUGUUGGAUAGUUGAAAUAGGUACAGCAAUUAUGCAAACUAUAUUGUCAAGUGGCAGGUUCAAAGAAACUUGUGAGAAGGUAGCGCUCGUUAUUCUUUUGGUUCUGUUGCUAGCUGUAUGUGUGCAUUAUUAAAUACAUUCUUCAAGGAAGAAGGUUUGCAGCAGAGAGGAAACUCAGAAUGAAGCCUGUGGAAGUCAUGUGUUGAACCAUGAAGAGUCUCCUUUUUGAGCAAGAGUGCCAGUUCCUUGGCUAGAUCAUUGGGAUUAUGUGGCGCAUUUAUCUACAUGUGUCAGAAAACACUGUUACAGAUUCUUCAGACCCUCUGAAGAUGCCAGCCACAGAUUCAGGCAGAACAUCAGGAGAAAAUGCUACUGGAACAUAGCUAUACAACCUGGAAAACCCACAACACCCUGGUGAUUCUGGCUGUGAAAGCCUUUGACAAUACCCUGUUAACAGAUUUUGCCUAUGAGCCUUGAUGCAGGCCGAUUCCCCCCAAUGGUGGCCGUUUCUGGACCCUCCAUUAAGCAUGGAGCUGUUGGGAGAGAAUCUGCCUCCCCAAAUCUGUAGUGUUAUAUGAAUGCUGUUAUGCCUGGGGUGAUUAUAGUGAAGGCUGAAAUGGCGAUGUACAUACACUAGAAUUAAACAUUCUGUUUUAUUGGAAA